CAUUGCGUGAAAUCUUUCUACGAAAAAUUAUCCUAUUUUCAUGUCAAAAACUAAGCCGAAAGAUCCGUGUAAACCAGCGGCCUGUAAAAUUCAGACUUGUUUAAGAGAACAUAAAUACGACGAAGUAAAGUGCUACGAUGUCAUUGAAGAUAUGCGGCAGUGUUGUCUAAAGUGGCACAAAGUAUCUCUAUGCUGUUCCGGUAUUCAAUUAGAUCGCGACUAUAAAGCCGAAAAAGAGGCCGCUAUUCGGGAAAGGAAGAAUCAAUCCAAUCAGUAGACUGCCAUGCACACGGAUUCGCGGCGCCCUCAUCGUGUCCCAAAAAGGAAUUGGUUUCAACGGAACCCCCGAACCGUUAGCUCGCUAAUAACGGGAACCGCCCUACUUAUCUUUUUUUCAAAGCCUUUAUAC
Messenger RNA from Anopheles nili, 409 nucleotides. RefSeq names its product cx9C motif-containing protein 4. The coding region runs from base 41 to 277 and encodes 78 amino acids. The record is from RefSeq and is a predicted model, not a curated record. Lineage: Eukaryota; Metazoa; Arthropoda; Insecta; Diptera; Culicidae. Gene Ontology annotation, cellular component: mitochondrial intermembrane space. The transcript has 2 exons.